AUGCCGCCCUCUAAACCGCCUAUCGAUGACCACUCCGCUCCGGACCUGGAGAUUGUUGGAAGCCAGCUUACUAUUCACCCAUCUGGCUUCACAGGAGGACCUGGAGCUCAAGAUGAGCAAAUUACUGAACGAAAUCUUGUGCGCCACAUGGCCCGUUUCCGCGAGAACCCCUUCGAGUUCCUUCGAGAAGUGAGCCUGUACAUGUCUGGAACAGGCUGGCGCGCAUACGACGAACCUAUUGGUCAACCGGUGUUUUAUUCGGGAUUCUCCGAACGAAUGAAAUCUUCUAUCCUUUCGAGUAAAAUGCUCCAAGAGAAAAUACGGGAGUUGGCAUCAACUCGAUUAUCAGUCGAGGAGAGCGAGGGGCUGAUUGCGAUUGUCGAGGGUCACACACUGGAUGAGAAGCGGGCUCGCCGACGACACGAUAUUGAGACUAGUCUUCGGGAAGUGGUGGACAAAAUGAUGGACGACAUGAUUUGCAAGAUGGAAAGCAAGAAGUUUAUUCGAGGCGCGUACUACCUGUGCACGCAACUUCUCACGCGGGCCUACCACCAGGGCAUCCAUGUGUCGAGUGAAGAAGUCCUGCGAUUGCGCUCAGUUGCUGAGACCGCUGCGAAGAAAAAACAAUCCAUUGUUUUCUUGCCCUGCCAUAAGUCUCAUGUGGACUAUGUUUCCCUGCAACUCAUUUGCUACCGCCUUGGUAUCGGCCUCCCAGUCGUUGUUGCAGGCGACAACUUGAAUAUCCCACUUUUGGGGCCUUUCUUGCAGCACGCAGGGGCAAUGUGGAUUCGACGCAGCUUUGGAAAUGACCCACUUUACCAUACUGUUGUACAGGCAUACAUCGACACACUUCUCACACAAGGGUUUAACUUUGAAUGCUUUAUCGAAGGUGGUCGUUCUCGCACAGGAAAGUUGCUUUCGCCGAAAUUCGGCAUUCUCAGCUUCAUCGUCGACAGUGUGCUGUCGGGACGGGUGGAAGACACAAUAAUUUGCCCAGUCAGCACACAAUAUGACAAGGUUAUCGAAACUGAGUCUUAUAUCAGUGAACUUCUGGGGCAGCCUAAACAGAAAGAGAACUUAGCUGAUCUUCUCUCGUCAUCGUCUGUUUUGUCUCUCAAAUUAGGAAGAGUGGACGUCCGCUUUCACGAGCCGUGGAGCUUGCGUGAAUUUUUAGGCCAGCAGAUUACGAGGCUCAAUAUGUCAGAUAUAGGUUCUAACCAGAAGCUAGCCCACGAGGAGCGUGGGCGAAUUCUGAGGACUCUUGGUUACCGAGUAUUGUCGGAAAUCAACGAUGUCUCGGUUAUGAUGCCAACUGCGCUUGUUGGAACUGUUUUGUUGACUCUCCGUGGUCGCGGAGUCGGUAAAGGCGAGUUGGUGCGACGGUUGGACUGGCUCAGUGAGCGUGUACGGGCCAAAGGUGGCCGGGUCGCUCAUUUCUAUCGCUCGCCAACUGAGAUGGUCGUCGAUCGAGCUCUUGAUGUUCUAGGCCCGAAGCUUGUUGGCGAAAUCCCAGGGUUGGCCGAGCCAACUUAUUAUGCCGUUGAUCGCUUCCAAUUAUCCUUCUACCGCAAUAUGCUCAUCCAUCUCUUCAUCACAGAGGCUCUGGUGUCUGUUGCUAUGUAUACAAAGAUCAAACAAGGUGGCGGGCCUGCCAACCAGCGCAUCGGCUACGAGGCCUUAAGGAGCCAGGUGUCAUUUCUCUCUCAGCUCUUCCGUGGGGAGUUCAUCUUCCCUCCCGAGGGUCUAGCAACCAAUCUCGAAAAUACAUUGAAUUGCUUGGAGACUGACGACGUCAUUAAAAUUACUCGUGACAGCUCCGGAACUCCAGAGUAUGUUGAGUUGAGUGAGACGGAACGCCUGUGUGGCCGCGAGAACUACGAUUUCUAUUGCUUCCUGAUUUGGCCAUUCAUUGAGGCAUCGUGGCUCGGUGCUGUAUCUCUACUUGGCCUCACACCACUUCUUGAUGGCCCCAAGGAGAUCUGGGUCAAUGUCAAGAAGACACAGGAUGGUGCACAACUUCUUGGAAAAACGUUGUAUCACCAAGGUGAUCUGUCUUAUUUUGAAGCAGUCAACAAAGAGACACUCAAGAACUCAUACCAGCGAUUUGAAGAGGAAGGCAUCAUUCUUGUUGCCAAGACCAAAGAUUCCAAAGCUGGCCCGACCCUCAGACUUGCUCCAGAGUGGACUCCAGAGAGAGAUCCUCAUACAGGUCAAGUUCUGCCUCACGGCCGGCUAUGGGACUUUACUGAACUUAUUGCUCAGUCACGUCGUGAAGGCAAAAAUCGCCGUGAUGGUGCCACUGUCUCUUCGCGAGUCUUGACAAUGUCUGAUCUUGUCGGGCGACAACUCUUCCAGAACGCCGCAGCGCCAGCACCUACCGAUAUUUCGUCAAAGCAAAUGCGCAGAAAGGCUAUUGCCACGGACUCAAAGCUAUAA
Messenger RNA from Penicillium verhagenii, 2436 nucleotides. Its product is annotated as lysophospholipid acyltransferase family protein. The transcript is spliced from 6 exons. The coding region runs from base 1 to 2436 and encodes 811 amino acids. Gene Ontology annotation, cellular component: mitochondrial membrane. The record is from RefSeq and is a predicted model, not a curated record. NCBI's taxonomy places the organism in Eukaryota, Fungi, Ascomycota, Eurotiomycetes, Eurotiales, Aspergillaceae.